AUGAUACCGUCUGAAGACAACAUUUACAGAUAUACAAAAAUACAUCGUCUAUAUUUGCCAAACAUCAGCAACAUAUUGAACGUUAAAAUUGUCAACAUGUUCAUCAUCUACCCGCGCAAUCAACUUACGAUUUAUCACAUGAUGAUAGCAAUUUUGAAAAAAGAUUCAGGACGCUUCAACAAAAAUGAUCCCGAGAAUAAAAAAGGUCCUAUAGGAGGAGUAAAACCAGGCCCACCCCCUCCCCAACCACCCCCUCCACCGCCACCUCGCAAAAAAGAUGACCACACUGGAGAGCCGAUGGUUAAAAAGGAUCAAACUCGUCCACCUCCUCCUCCUCCUGCAGAACCGAUGGUUAAAAAAGACCAAACUCGUCCACCCCAACCUGGUCAUCCUCCACCAGGACCUCAUGGACACCCGGAAAAUGAUUUUACGCCCGAUCCCAGUUUAGCGCAUGUGAAAAAUUCUCACAAUGAAGAUGCUACUCGUGACCCGAACUUUACACACGAUCCACAAAGAGAACGCCAUGGUAAGGGUAUCACUCGAGAUCCAAACUUUACCCACGAUCCAAACUUCCAACCAAUGGGUGGCAAACAUUUUAAGCUCGUUCCAAACUUCCACCAAAUGCACAGUAAGGAUUUUACCCGUGACCCAAACUUUACCCACGAUCCCAACUUUCAACAGAAGGGCGGUCUCCAUGAAAAAGAUUUCACCCGUGACCCAAACUUUACCCACGAUCCCAACUUCCAACCAAUGGGUGGCAAACAUUUUAAGCUCGUUCCAAACUUCCGCCGAAUGCACAGUAAAGAUUUUACCCGUGACCCAAACUUUACCCACGAUCCCAACUUUCAGCAUAAAGGCGGUUCCCAUGAAAAAGAUUUCACCCGUGACCCAAACUUUACCCACGAUCCUAACUUUUUGCAAAAAGACGGUCAUCAUGGUAAAGAUUUUACCCGAGAUCAAAGUUUUACUCAUGCCGAUGACCACAAGCCACCCAAAGGUAAAAAAGAUGGUCCGCGGGGAAAGAGACACGAUCAUGGAAGGGGAGAAGAUCAUGUCACACGUGAUCCAAGUUUCACACACGAUCCCAAAGGCGAUACUUCCCACGAUAAAGAUGUUACUCACGAUCCCAAUUUUCCUCAUGCUGAACCGAAAUUUGAAGGUCCCAAACCGAACGUUGAAGGAAAAGGCCCAAUGAGUCGCAAACAUUAA
Molecule: messenger RNA, 1209 nt
Organism: Helobdella robusta
Lineage: Eukaryota; Metazoa; Annelida; Clitellata; Rhynchobdellida; Glossiphoniidae
Exons: 3
Coding region: 1-1209 (402 amino acids)
Source: RefSeq, a predicted model, not a curated record